AUGAAACUUUGUGACUUAUUAUUGGCCAUUGUCUUCAUCAUCCAGAUUGGAAUUGGGCUUCUAGGGAAUGCCUUCCUACUGUUUCUUUACAUCCUCACAUUUCUCACUGGUCACAAGCUAAGGCCCAUAGACUCCAUUUGUGUCAACUUGACCAUAGCCAACUUGAAAACCCUUCUAUUCAAAGGUCUUCCUCAGACAAUAUUCUAUCUGGGCUUAAAAAAUUUCCUGUAUCCUAUUGGGUGUAAACUUAUCCAGUACCUUCACAGAGUGUCUAGGAGUGUUUCUCUCAGCAGUACCUGCCUUCUGUGUGGUUUUCAGGUCAUCACCAUCAGUCCCAAUAACUCCAGGUGGUUUCAACUCAAAGUCCAAGCCCCAAAACACAUUAUCCCUUCUUGUCUCUUCUGCUGGUGCUUCUACUUGUUUAUAAAUUUCACUAUGCUUGGGAUCAUGAAUAACUCAAGGUUCAUGAGUAACAGCACAAGAUGGUGGCAUCUGGGAUAUUGUUCAGUUACAGCCCAUGACUCAUUUAGUGCCUCACUCUAUAUAAUUAUUUUCUUUCUUCCUGAUGUCAUUUGCAUGGCAUUCAUGAUCUGGGCCACUGCCUACAUAAUUUUUAUUCUGUACAGACACCAUCAGCAAGUCCAACACAUUCACCAUCCCCACAUUUCUCUUAGAACUUUUCCUGAGAUAAGAGCCACUCAUGCAAGCCUUUUACUAGCAUGUACAUAUGUCUCCUUCUAUUCAAUUAAUUCCAUCAUCUCCUUUUGUGCCUUUCAAUUUGUCAUAUAUCAUUCCUUUCUCAUGUCUACUAAACAAUUCAUAGCAGCAUGUUUCCCAGCUAUUGCUCCUUUUGUCCUG
Messenger RNA from Gracilinanus agilis (Agile Gracile Mouse Opossum), 858 nucleotides. Its product is annotated as vomeronasal type-1 receptor 1-like. NCBI's taxonomy places the organism in Eukaryota, Metazoa, Chordata, Mammalia, Didelphimorphia, Didelphidae. Gene Ontology annotation, biological process: G protein-coupled receptor signaling pathway. Gene Ontology annotation, molecular function: pheromone receptor activity. The annotation marks the transcript as partial. The record is from RefSeq and is a predicted model, not a curated record. Gene Ontology annotation, cellular component: membrane. The transcript has a single exon.